GAUCCCCCACACCAACCACUAAACUCCAAUUUUGGUUUUUAAUAAAAAAAAGCUCUCUCCCGCACAAUUUUAGAAGCAUCACCCCGCUCUCGUUUUCAGAUAUGGCUGGUAAAGGUGGGAAAGGGCUUAUCGCUGCAAAGACGGUUGCAGCUAACAAGGACAGUAGUGUUAAGAAGAAAUCCAUCUCUCGCUCUUCUCGUGCCGGUAUUCAGUUUCCAGUGGGUCGUAUUCAUCGUCAACUCAAGCAAAGAGUUUCAGCACAUGGAAGAGUUGGUGCCACUGCUGCUGUCUACACAGCGUCUAUUCUGGAAUACUUAACUGCCGAAGUUCUUGAAUUAGCUGGGAAUGCGAGCAAGGAUCUGAAAGUGAAGAGAAUAACCCCAAGGCAUUUGCAGCUCGCAAUCAGGGGAGAUGAGGAGCUUGAUACUCUCAUCAAAGGAACUAUUGCUGGAGGAGGUGUGAUCCCUCACAUCCACAAGUCCCUUGUCAACAAAGUCACCAAGGAUUGAGUUUCCGUCUCCGAGUACUAUGUGCUUUCAUUCCUAUACUAGCUUCUGGCUUCAGGUUUAGGAGUGGAUUUUUAGUUUAUUGAUAUAGUUUGCUCUCUUAUGGACGCCCUCAAGUGUAUAUGAGUUCAUUUUAAUUCGUAGGUCUCUACUCUCUGGUGUUAGACUCAAUACUCUUGUGAUCUUUGAUUUGCUAAUGCUUACAUGAUUAAGGAUUA
Molecule: messenger RNA, 724 nt
Organism: Camelina sativa (false flax)
Lineage: Eukaryota; Viridiplantae; Streptophyta; Magnoliopsida; Brassicales; Brassicaceae
Product: putative histone H2A variant 2
Cellular component (GO): nucleosome
Molecular function (GO): structural constituent of chromatin; DNA binding; protein heterodimerization activity
Source: RefSeq, a predicted model, not a curated record